Molecule: messenger RNA, 591 nt
Organism: Microtus ochrogaster (prairie vole)
Lineage: Eukaryota; Metazoa; Chordata; Mammalia; Rodentia; Cricetidae
Cellular component (GO): acrosomal vesicle
Source: RefSeq, a predicted model, not a curated record
UCAAGCCUCCUCCUUCUGCUGGAGGAAGUAUGGCAGCGAACAGAAGAGCGAGGGCUUUCUUUUCUGUCUUCUUGCUGUGCUGCUGGCAAGACGUGCAGCCCUGGCCGAACAGAGAGUUUUCAGGUUUAAGGGCUAGACAACUACCAAGUUUUAAAGCUCUGGAUGACGAUAUAGCUACAGUGUUUGAUGAAAUUCUAGUCCGGGAGAUUUUGGAUCCAGGGAAAACAUCGUAUUUUGAAAAUCAAAGCCCACCGAAAGUCUUUGAACCAAAAACAACGAAGGACAAAAAAGUCUGGGUGAAAGAAUCCAGCACUCCUAGGAAACACGAGAAGCAGUCAUCUACUGAGACCAUAGAUACCCUUUCCUUUGAUGAUGAAGAGAAACAAACACUUUUUCAGAUUAAAAGCCUCGAGACUCUGGAGAAAAUCAUCAACACUAUCCGAAGAGCUAUUGGAACUCAUAUCAAGAAAAAACGGAAGUUUCAGAAAAGCAGGAGAAUCAGACAACUCCUGGAGAAAUUAAAGAAGCCCUAAGGACCAGGACUGGUCGAGGGGCAAGCCACUGCCCACACCUGGGGACAGAAUGGAGUGG